Molecule: messenger RNA, 807 nt
Organism: Raphanus sativus (radish)
Lineage: Eukaryota; Viridiplantae; Streptophyta; Magnoliopsida; Brassicales; Brassicaceae
Product: protein CURLY FLAG LEAF 1
Exons: 2
Coding region: 73-657 (194 amino acids)
Molecular function (GO): protein binding
Source: RefSeq, a predicted model, not a curated record
AAAUAUUCUCUCAUCAAAAUCUUCUUGUUGUUACUCUUUUCUAUCUUUGCGCCUUUGAGGGAGAGAACGAAGAUGAAGGCACCGAACAUGGAGACGGUAACGAAAUAUCUGGAGAAUAUUUCUCUCAAUGAUCGGAGAAGAAGAGUCGGAGAUAGGCUUGGAAGAUCGUCGUCGAGGACAGAAGAGAGAAGCAAUGAACACAUACAUCCCAUCUCAGAUAGAACACUGGAGCUCAAUUCUCACUUAUCUCUUCCUUCUCACUGGGAACAGUGUCUUGAUCUCAAGACCGGUGAGAUUUACUACAUAAACUGGAAAAAUGGAAUGAGAGUGAAAGAGGAUCCAAGGAAAGUGAUGAUGAAGGCAGAUAAUGACAGUGCAGAAUCAUAUGGAACCUUGUGCUCAGAAGAAGAUAGCUCGUAUUACGAUAGUGAGGAGUCUUCAUCAGCAUCAUCUCCAUCAUCAAGAGAGAAUCAAAAAGAGGAUGAGGAUGAAGAUGAUGAAGUCGAAGAAGAGGAAGAUGAAGAAGAAGAUGUGCUUGUGGUUGCUGGAUGUAAAGCUUGUUUCAUGUACUUCAUGGUCCCUAAGCUUGUCGAGGACUGUCCCAAAUGUGCUGCACAGCUUCUUCACUUUGAUCGACCUCAUUAUGCUUCUUCUUAAAACAUCUCUCUUUGUUUCCACGUUUUUCUUUCGUUUUUUUUCUUAUGAGAAUUUAUUUUGGUUUUCUAUUUUUUUUCUUUAAUCUUCUAUUUGUCAUAAUUUAGUGAUUUCUCUUUCAAGUGGGUAUCUAACAACAAGUUUCAAUGGCAA